AAUUUUUAGUUGUUAUUGUCACUUGUUUGUUUUGCAAAUUUGCAAUUGCAAUUUGCAAAUUGCUACUUGUGAUUACGAAGUUAAUGUAUUAAUUUAAUAUAAUAAUUUAAAUAAAAACUUAAAUAUAUUUGUGGCGUCUUUAUUCUAAUUUCUAAAUUCUAUACUUGUUGUUGUCUAAAGUCUGGUAGUUUCAGUGUUUCAUUUUUUAUAGUUCCAAUAGCAAUUUUUCUUGAUGGGUGUGCGCGGCUUAACAACAUAUAUAAAUAACAAACGAGAUUUGUAUCUCAAAAAGUAUCAUUUACAUGAUACCAACCUGGUUAUUGAUGGCCAUAAUUUGUGUGCCCAGCUGUUUAAAGAUUUGAACACUUUUUCAGCGUUUGGAGGCGAUUAUGACAAGAUUGCGUCAUAUACGAAGACUUUUUUUAAGAAUCUGCGAAAAUGCAAUGUGACCCCAUAUGUUGUAUUUGAUGGUUGCCACGAGAGAAGGAAGUUGAGGACGGUGCUCAGUCGCCUUAGAUCCAAAUUAAAAGGAACUGUUCUGUUGGAUCCAGUUACACAAGACUCCCUGAAGAUCUUCCCUUAUAUGCUGAGAGACAUUUUUAGAGAGGUGCUUAUAGAAAUGGAAAUUUCCUAUACUAUAUGUGAGUUUGAAGCUGACGAUGAGAUUGCUGCUCUAGCACGUCACUUAAACUGCCCAGUACUGAGCUAUGAUUCUGAUUUCUUCAUUUACAAUGUUCUAUACAUCCCAUUUAACAUGUUAGAAGCUAAACCAAUUCAAGUCGUAGUGGAUGGUGUAAAGAUUUUUGCAAUGGAAUGUAAGUUAUACAAAUUACAACACUUGUGUCAACAUUCUGGCCUACAAGAGGAAGUCUUGCCUUUACUAGCAACUCUGCUCGGGAAUGAUUUUGUAGAGAAGCAGGUCUUUAGUAAAUUUUUCAGUCAAUUGAAAUUGCCUAAAACUAAGAAAAAACUAAAUGAAGAACAGAGAAGUAUACAUGCUUUGCUCAACUGGUUGAAAAAUGAAACAUUAGACUCUGCAAUAACCAAAAUCUUAGACAGGUUUAAGGGAAGUCAGAAAAAUAAGAUUCGCACAAUAAUAAAAAAGAGUAUUGAUGGAUAUUAUUCAAAUGACUGUAAUUCAAUUAAAUAUUUCAAUCUACAGACUCAUAAUGAAGUUACAAAAUAUGAUUUUAAAAUGCCUGAAACUGAUGAAGACGGUGGAACUGCUGAUGAUGAUUUAGAUGAUGAAAGAGAUGCUGCAAGCUUUUCUGAUGCAGGUAGCUCUCAAGAAGACGAACUCAAUGUACAGGAAAUCACAAAACAUGCUUGUAACACUUUACCUGAUUGGUUUUCUGACAAAAUUCGUAAAAAUCUUGUACCAACUUCAUAUUUAAAUUUGUAUGCACAUCAUUUGCAUGUUUGUAAUCCACAAGCAGAAGAUUUCACCAAUGAGGAUUCUUUUCUCAAUGUUUUACCUAUUUUACGAUAUGCUUUUGACAUUUUGACAGAUUUUUGUCAUGACAAUUGUCUGUAUUAUAGCAGAGAAAGCAGCAGGUACACUAAAUUAUUAGUUGGUAGAGAAUACUCUGUUGAAAGACCUCUUGAUAUGUCUUAUGAACAACUCACAAAUGUGCAGUUGAAGCAAUAUUUUAACAAUUUUCUUGAUAUCAAACUCCAGAAUUUGAAUUAUGCUCUGAUAGAGCAGUUGCCAUCAAAUUUUCAACUUUUUAUGAUAUCAAUUCUUUGGUGGAUUUCUAAUUGUCAUGUACCAGAAGCACACGUUCAUAGCUUAUUCAUGUCAUACAUUAUGUUACAAGUGAUUGAUGAAAAAACUGGUACUGCACGUGGUCACUUUCACUUUAAUAACAGACAUGCAAUCAAACUUCAAGUGUUGAGACAAGAUGCAGCAGAAAGUAUAGAAAUAAAUGAGUUAUAUUUGAAUAGAAACAAAGUACAGUACGAAGAUUGUGUGUUAGCUGCCAGUGUACUUCUAAAACAUUUUGAUAUAGAUGCUAGUAUACUUAAAAAGCCUAAAAGUUAUGAUAUUCAGAAAAUACAUUCGUUCGCCCAAUUCCAAUGUGCAUUACAGCAAAUUAAUGCAUUAAACACCUUAUGUACUUCACCAUAUGAAAGUACAAUUUGCUAUAAAAGUUACAGUGGCACGUUUAUAUAUAAUAUUGCAUUACAGUUGGAAAAUCAGUCUGACCCUGAAGCGUUUCUGGAACAGUAUAUUAAAGGUUCUACUACUGUAUUAAUGUUUUAUAAAAGUAUUUGUAAAGUUUAUAAGGAGCUGGUGAAAGAAAUGAAUAUACAAACAGAGCAAUCUCAGUCUCGGAAACGAAAAAGGGGCCGUUGGAAUACAUAAUAGCCAGCAAUACUGGUAAACUAUCAGUAAUUUAAACUGUCAGCACAUAGACCUCAUGUUGAAUUUCUUAAGGGCAGGUCUGCUGAGGUCAGAGAGCUAAUCGGUCCUUAAGUACUAUUCCACCUGUUGUCCAAGGUAUGAGAUAUGUUUACUGUUGUCAUAACAUGUGUUCCUAGGCAUAGCUGGGCAUUAACUCGUUAAUCCGUUAAUCGUUAAUUAACGAAGUUAACAUUUUGAUUAACGGAUUAACUUUUAAGUUAACUUUUAAAAAUGUUAACGGACCCGUUAACUUCCGUUAAUAUGCAUAAGUCCGUUAAUCGUUAAUCUAAUGCCUACUAUUUACCGCGCGACGUUAUUAACACGUGAUUAACACGUUUGAUGGUUUAGACAAGUAAGAAAUUAUGAAAGAUUUUUUUUCAAAGAAAUCAACAAAUUGUAUAUUUAUGUUAAAUUUAUAGAUAAAAUCAAGUUAAAGCAAAUUAUGGCAUUUUUCCCCAGUGCUCACCUUUAUUUUUCCAAUGGGGAUCUCACACAAUGAUAUUAACCAGUCAUAUUAACGGAUUAACGAUUAACGUUAACUUGCGUUAAUUCUUCCGGAAUGUAACUCUUUAACAUUUAACGAAGCUAACUUUUUUUGUAGCGGAUUAACGAUUAACGAAGUUAACUAUUUGAUUAACGGUGCCCAGCUAUGUUCCUAGGGUUGCCAACCGUACUACGUACAAUGCUAUACUUAAAUUGUGUACGUCAACAUACAUAUGUGUAUAAUUGUAUAGUAUUGUACUAUAUUUCGGGUCUGUGUACUGUUGAAGAAAUACAUACAUAUACGUAUAGUAAGCAAAAAUACUAAAUUUUCUUACAUUUAUUUUCGACAGAAUAAAUAUCGUGUAGCGUAUCUGAUCAUCUAUCAACAAUAAGAUAGAUUCUAUCUUAUUGUUGGUGUUCAUUAAUUUAAAUGUUUUAUGUGUUUGUUUUUAAUGUUUCACUUAAAUAUGAAAAAAAUACUAUAUUUUUGUUAAAAAAUAUAUGCAAUUAUUGUGUACCCCUCAUAUUUUUUUUUGUUUAGUUAGAUCCGUUAGUGAUUGGUCGCUAUAAACUAAGUUUUUGGUAGUAGUAGUCUUGGCGGCAGACAACGACAGUCGACUGCAGUCGGCGACGUCACGGCGGCAGACAACGGCGGCGGUCGACGCCGGUCGACCGCCGCCCUUUGUUGCCGCAGCGACGUCGUCGACUGCGGUCGUCGGUAGCAGUUGCCGCUCGUGUAAAUGAACCCUAAUUAAUAUACAUUGGUUAUUACUGUUCACCACACAACACUUUCACAGUGCAUCUUAGCCUCGUCUUACCAGGCGUUAAUAGUAAUUUGGCAAGACUGUUUGCGUGCUCUAGCAGUCGGCUUUUGUGUUUUAAGGCGUUUUUUGUUAUUUCUUCUUUGACUGUCGGCAUUUCAAGAUAUUCAUGUGUCUGCUGUUUUGGUGAACCAAUAGGUUCUGGUUCUGGUAUUAAAUUCUCUUCUUAUAUCAACCUGUAGUUUUUUUUGGAUCUAACUCGUUACAAGCCUAAAGCCUAGUUCGGACUACUUUAGCAUAUUAGUCGAGUAGCGUACUAAACUACUUGCUACUGCCCAAAAAUCGUUUCCUACUUUGUUUGAGUAUAGUUCACAAAUAAGUGGUGGUUAGCAAGAUAAACAACCUACAACGCAAUAUAAGUGAAUAAACUGAUUAAGCUGAAUAAAAUGGUUUUAAUAGAAGAAGUGGCUGAGGAAAGGGGAACGCUCAUCCCCGGCCCAGGCCUACCCUAACCACCCGGCAAUUUGCUUAUAUCUAAAAAAAUCUUUAUAAUUCUACUUUAAUAAUUAAAUCAUUACUAUAACAAAAUAAGUUUGCUACAACGUUUUACGACAUUUUUAAUUCAUCUUUAAUUUGUCCACUAUGGGGACAAGCUAGGAUCGUUGACCAUACAGCCUGACUUAAAAUUGGUUUGUUUGUUCGUUUUCUUGUUUAUUAAGCUUGUUGGUAACAGAAAAUAAUACAGCUUCAAAUGUUACUUCGCCGCUUUGGUCCACCAGGGAACAUUUUGCCCUAGAAAUAAAAAUAGUAGAUUUUUAUACAAGGGGCUAUAAAAACCCAUUUCAAACGAGGUUUUUAGGCCUAAAUAGAAACCGAGUGUAUAAUGGGUUUAGCCCCGCGUGUUACACAAUAUUUUUCACUACGAUUGCGAGAAAAUAAAAUAACUCGGUACAGUA
This is a messenger RNA of Bicyclus anynana (squinting bush brown), 4604 nucleotides long. It is a transcript of the gene ast, whose product is annotated as protein asteroid. The record is from RefSeq and is a predicted model, not a curated record. Lineage: Eukaryota; Metazoa; Arthropoda; Insecta; Lepidoptera; Nymphalidae. Bases 233 to 2365 code for a protein of 710 amino acids. Gene Ontology annotation, molecular function: nuclease activity. The transcript has 2 exons.